This is a messenger RNA of Triplophysa dalaica, 3535 nucleotides long. RefSeq names its product myosin light chain kinase family, member 4a (gene mylk4a). Gene Ontology annotation, cellular component: nucleus; cytoplasm. Gene Ontology annotation, biological process: positive regulation of apoptotic process; intracellular signal transduction; protein phosphorylation. Gene Ontology annotation, molecular function: ATP binding; protein serine/threonine kinase activity. Bases 228 to 2480 code for a protein of 750 amino acids. The transcript has 14 exons. Lineage: Eukaryota; Metazoa; Chordata; Actinopteri; Cypriniformes; Nemacheilidae. The record is from RefSeq and is a predicted model, not a curated record.
UCAAUUUGUUAUUAGGGCACUUAAAAUGUGACAUGUUUUUCUUAAUUUAAUCUUAUUUUCACCCAUGUCAUCAUCGUUGUUUGGCUUGUUAUUGGAUUAUUGUUUAUUUUCUUCAACAAUAUCAAGACCAUGCUGGCUGCAUCUUUUGGAGUGUUUCUGUUAGUUAGUCUGCAGGUCUGCCUGUGAUAUUUGGUGCUUUUCUUUGGAUUAGGAUCCUUAAUACUACCAUGAGUUCUGAAUCGAACACUGGUAUUGACCUGCUGCAGGUCAGGAUUGAGACUUUGAGCAGCAAAAUGGACAGGCUGAUAACUAUCCAGGAAAAGGUGCUCAGCCGACUUGAUGGCAUGUCUCAGGAUAUUGACGGAAUAGAAAGGGAUGUAGAAACUUUGAAAGUGGAAAAAGAGGAGAUUCAUUUUCCUCCAGUUAUACGAAAAGGACCAGGCCAUGAGAUGAAGGAAAUGUGCCAAGAAAUCAACAGUAUCAUGUUGGCAGUAAAUCAACGCUCGGAACAGCAAACCCAGAAGCUGGAGGGAAUGGAGAGACUGGUGAUGAGCAUACAGCAGGUGGUCAGCUUCAUUGGAGAAACUGUUAAAACAUCCAAAAUUAUGGAUGUUAUAUUUAAAGGGCCAGCUGCGCAAAAGAACAAAACGAUUUCAGCCUCCAGGUCUAAAGAUUGUAAAAGCAAACUGAUUACCAAAAGUGAGGCCUCAGAAAAUGGUGAGCCUGUCACGAGCAAGGUAAAAGAUCGCAAAUGCAAAGAGGGUACGUUUAGUCUUAAUCUCAAAGGUCUCAAAGCACAGAAGAAGAAGAAACCACCUGAUUGUACAGAUGCAGUCACUUUGAGGAAGCAGGCACUGCUGUUCGAGGAAGUUCAGAAGCUUAAUCAAGAGAAUGCAGAACGCUCUAAAGCAUCCCACCAUCCGGAAGCAGUCGUGCAGAAGUCAGAGGAAGGCGUGCUUACCCCAAUGCAGCAGGACCACAUCCUUGAUGAAGACAAGACCCCUCCAACUGAGCAAGAAAUUUACUUAGAAGAAGAAAAUGUGGAAACUAUGGAGCCGAAUGAAGAGGAGAAGAAGGAAACAGAACCAACGCUGGUGGAGGUCCAAGAUGAAGCACAGCAGUUAGUGGAAGAUGAAAUGUCACCAAAGACCACAGAUAUGCUCAAAGAACAGGAAGUUAAAGAUAUUGAAGAUUUGACGGCGGUUGAGGUUCUUUUAGAAUCUGAAAUUACUGACACCCAACCCCCUUUUCCACAUGAGGACACAUUGCAAAGUUGUCUCAGCCAUGAGUCCGAGCAGGUUGAUGAGGUGACCACUAGCAGCAAGCGACGUGUAACAGACGAAGAUCUGGGGUUGGAGGACCACAAGAAGAGCAGGGUUGAGGGAGGACAAAAUGAGGUUGAGCAGGAGCCAGAGGAACCUGAAGAUCUGCGUGGUAUUUUCAAAGCUGAGGGUGUGGACAUUGAGUUUGAUUUUAACAAAAUUAAGAAGGAAGGAGACAAGGAUGACAACGAAGAUGAAGAAAAUGACAAUUUCUUCAUUGAUUGCACUCCCCCUCCACCAGCACCCUUCAACCAUCGCAUUGUGUCUGCCAAGCCAAACCAGAUUAACAACUUCUACACCAUCAACCGUCAGGAAGUUCUUGGAGGCGGUCGAUUCGGUCAGGUACAUAAAUGCAUAGAAAAUUCCUCUGGACUCACUUUGGCAGCGAAGAUAAUCAAAGCAAGAAGUCAAAAGGAAAAGGAGGUGGUGAAGAUUGAGAUUCAGGUUAUGAACCAGCUGGACCAUGCCAACCUGAUUCAGCUCUAUGCUGCCUAUGAGUCCAGGAAUGACAUUAUCCUUGUGCUUGAAUAUGUUGAUGGAGGAGAACUCUUUGACAGGAUCAUUGAUGAGAACUACAAGUUGACAGAGCUCGACACAGUGAUGUUCAUCAGACAGAUCUGUGAAGGCUUGAGUUACAUGCACAAAAUGUACAUCCUCCAUCUUGACCUAAAGCCAGAGAACAUUCUGUGUGUCAGCAGAUUAACAAAUAAAAUCAAGAUCAUCGACUUUGGGCUUGCGAGGAAGUACCAGCCCAAAGAGAAGCUACGAGUGAAUUUUGGGACACCAGAGUUUUUGGCUCCUGAAGUGGUAAACUAUGAUGUUGUGUCGUUUAAAACGGACAUGUGGAGUUUAGGGGUCAUCACGUACAUGCUGCUUAGCGGGCUGUCUCCAUUCCUUGGGGAUGAUAAUAAUGGAACUCUAAAUAACAUCCUGGCCUGCCAGUGGAAUUUUGAGGAGGACGAGUUCAUAGACAUCUCAAAAGAAGCCAAGGAUUUCAUUUCCAAAAUGCUCAUUGUAGAUAAAAGUUGGAGGAUAGGGGCAGGGGAGGCAUUGAAUCACCCUUGGCUCUCAGAUCCAGCUGUCCAUUUCCACCUUCACGAGAAGAAAAAUAUGUGUCGAUCACGAAGAAACUCUUGUGUGCCACCACCAGAGAGUUAAUAUGGACCAAGCCUGCUGUGCAACCAAGAUAGGACAUCAUAUUUCGAGCAGAAAAACACGCAGAUGUGAUCUUUGCAUAAAGCUGCUGACCUUUGCUAUUUGCCAUGUUGAGACAGCUGCAGACAUUACUUAAAUGCUAACAGCAUAUCACAUGAAGGUGAUGCUAUGCUAGAAUGAAAAAUGAGAUGCAGGUGUGAUUUAGUUUCCUAUAGACUUCAGGAAUCCUGUCAGUGAUUCCAGUUUCAUCUGCAGAUUUAAAAAAAUAUUUAAUCCGAUUGCAAUUUUAUUUCAUCAGUUCUGGACGGUUCACUUUUAUGAUCAGAAAAUUAUAAUAUACUGUUCAUGAUUACAGGCCUCCUAAUAAUAUAUGUCAAAAUAUUAUGUUUAAGCUACUACAUACAAAUAAUUCUACGAAUACAUUGCAGGAAAAUAAAUGCAGAGAACAAAGAAUGAGUGUAAAAAGGCUUUUGGCUAUAAAAAAAUAGUUAUUUUAUAUUCCAAUAGAGUUUUCCAGCAUGUUGAAUCAAAUUUACCAGUGUUUCAUAUUUAGGAUUAAUAUGUUAGAUUAAAGUAUAACUGAUUUGUAACUGAAUUAGAACAGUUUGUACAGUAUGUUAUACACACAAGCUCUUUUUUAUGUCUUAGUUCUGUAAUGUUAGUCUGGUCUCUGUCUGCUCUGUAAUCUUAGUUGCUCAAUGACUGUAACGCUGUCACGUUUAGAUUUUCAAACCUUCUUAAUGGUAUGCUAAUAUUAGAAUAUCCUCAUGAAAUAUACCCGAGGCAUUAGCACAAAGAUUUUUUUAGCACAGUUUUAUUACAUCACUGUCUACAAGAUUCAGUGUCCGAUUUUUUAUAUAUCAAUUCUACAAUAUACUGUAGAUCCCUUUUUCAUUUAACCUUUUGACUGAGUAUGAAACAUGGCAUUAUAUGCACUUUAGAAUAUUAUUUAUUUUGAAAACCAUAACACUUUCUUAAUAUUUAGAUGAAUCUAGUCUAGUUUUAGGGAAAUUGUUUUAUAUGUCUCCAAUGUAUUUUCCAUAUAUUCUUGAAUGAAU